AUGCCACUGAGCCUGGUCACGGUGAGCUCAGUGCGGCCCCUGGUCACGGUGAGCUCAGUGCGGCCCCUGGUCACGGUGAGCACAGUGCGGCCCCUGGUCACGGUGAGCUCAGUGCGGCCCCUGGUCACGUGCGGGAGCCUGGUCACGGUGAGCUCAGUGCGGGAGCCUGGUCACGGUGAGCUCAGUGCGGGGCCUGGUCACGGUGAGCUCAGUGCGGAGAGCCUGGUCACGGUGAGCUCAGUGCGGGAGCCUGGUCACGGUGAGCUCAGUGCGAGCCUGGUCACGGUGAGCACAGUGCGGCCCCUGGUCACGUGCGGGAGCCUGGUCACGGUGAGCUCAGUGCGGCUCCUGGUCACGGUGAGCUCAGUGCGGCCCCUGGUCACGGUGAGCUCAGUGCGGCCCCUGGUCACGGGGAGCACAGUGCGGGAGCCUGGUCACGGGCAACAUGUCAACAAGAUACUCAGCAUUCAGAAAGCCUUGACAAGUCCACAUGUCAACCAUGAGAAGGUGGCAGGAGGAGGAGAUUAA
This is a messenger RNA of Knipowitschia caucasica, 528 nucleotides long. Lineage: Eukaryota; Metazoa; Chordata; Actinopteri; Gobiiformes; Gobiidae. The record is from the annotation of a GenBank genome assembly.